AUGGAAAAUUAUAAUGCUUACUACAACCUACCCUCAAAUACUGUGUUACCACCUGAACUUGCUCAAUUUCCAUUAGGUACAUACUUAGAUGAUGAUGAUGAUGAUGAAUUUCGAGCUGGAUAUCCGUUUUCGGAUAUUUCUGAUACGGAAAUUGAUGAGAGCUCGAAGUCGGAUGAUUUCUCAUUAGCUUCUGAUCAUGAUAUUCUUCAAUCAUGUAGUUCAAACAAUGGUACUCAAAUUCUCACAGUGAAAAAAAGUGAUCAGUUUGAAAGCACAUUUUCUAAUCAGCAAGAAAAACAAACAAUAAUUCCGGCAGCAUUCCAUCAAACAGAAAAACGUGAAGAAAAUCAUAAAAUUGAUACAAUUUCACACAAUAAUAACAAUAACGUAGGACUCGAUGUUCAUGUUCUUCAUGAUAUUGUAGACAAAGUUAAGGAAACCAAUACAGGAAAUCUUACAUGUUCACGUCAAUCAAAAACAACUCAUUAG
This is a messenger RNA of Adineta steineri, 489 nucleotides long. NCBI's taxonomy places the organism in Eukaryota, Metazoa, Rotifera, Eurotatoria, Adinetida, Adinetidae. The record is from the annotation of a GenBank genome assembly.